Budorcas taxicolor (takin) is the source of this 967-nucleotide messenger RNA. RefSeq names its product TPD52 like 2 (gene TPD52L2). The coding region runs from base 146 to 835 and encodes 229 amino acids. Gene Ontology annotation, cellular component: cytoplasm. NCBI's taxonomy places the organism in Eukaryota, Metazoa, Chordata, Mammalia, Artiodactyla, Bovidae. The record is from RefSeq and is a predicted model, not a curated record. Gene Ontology annotation, biological process: carbohydrate metabolic process. The transcript has 9 exons.
UGCUGAUUUCGUAAGCCGCGGCUGCUGAGGAGGUUCCGCUGGCUGCUGUGUACGCGGCGAGUUACACCUGGUGCGGCCCACUUGGCUCCCACUGCGCCCGCGAACUGGGUCUCGACGCCAGCUGCGGCCGGGUAGCCAUCUAAACAUGGACUCCGCCGGCCAAGAUAUCAACCUGAAUUCUCCUAACAAAGGUCUGCUCUCCGACUCCAUGACGGAUGUCCCUGUGGACACAGCGGUGGCUGCCCAGGCUCCUGCUGUCGAGGGUCUGACGGAGACUGAGGCCGAGGAGCUCAGGGCAGAGCUUGCAAAGGUGGAAGAGGAAAUUGUCACUCUGCGCCAGGUGCUGGCAGCCAAGGAGAGGCACUGUGGCGAACUGAAGAGGAAGCUGGGCCUUUCCACCUUGGAGGGCCUGAAGCAAAACCUGUCCAGGAGUUGGCAUGACAUGCAGGUCUCCAACGCCUACAUGAAAACUUCUGAGAAACUCGGAGAGUGGAAUGAGAAAGUGACCCAGUCAGACCUCUACAAGAAAACCCAGGAAACCCUGUCUCAGGCGGGACAGAAGACCUCGGCGGCCCUGUCCACCAUGGGCUCUGCCAUCAGCCGGAAGCUUGGGGAUAUGAGGGCUCGGCCCUUCUCACACUCCUUUAGCAGCCACUCCAUCCGCCACUCCAUAAGUAUGCCGGCCAUGAGGAAUUCUGCUACCUUCAAGUCGUUUGAGGACCGAGUUGGGACCAUCAAGUCUAAAGUUGUCGGUGGCAGAGAGAAUGGUGGUGACAACCUUCCCUCCCCAACGGGGAGUGGUGACAGACCGUUGCCCGAUCACAUACCUUUCUAAGACUGUAGCGACUUUGCCCGGCCACGGAAUAAGCACACCCUCAUCGCCACAACUGCAACUUCGAGUGGUGGGUGUGGAGGACAGUUACGCCAUCCCCAUGGAGACGUGGUCGCCGCGCUCGCAUGGGUCAAA